AUGUUGGAUCCCCCAAAGCAGCUUCGCAUUUCAGGAGGGCAUUCUGCAUUAGAGGGUGCAUGGCCUUGGCAGGUGAGUAUACAGCAGAUGUCGAGCCAUAUCUGUGGAGGGUCCAUCAUCAGCCAUCAGUGGGUAGUCACUGCAUCCCACUGCUUCAAGAAUAGAAACAACUAUAAACUGAGAGUAGUGGCAGGAAUGAAUUAUCGAUUCAGCCAAGGAAAGGAUGUCCAGUAUCGCUCGGUUCAGCAAGUGAUCCUGCAUGAGAAGUUCAACCCAUCAAACAAUGACAACGAUGUGGCACUUUUGCAACUGCAUCGCCCACUGUAUUUCACUAAUUAUGUGCAGCCUGUGUGCAUAAUUGAAAAUGAGAUGGAUGAGAAACUACUCAACUUUAGCUUAUGUUAUAUCACUGGUUGGGGCAGCUCAGUGUCAAAAGGUUUGUGUUCAAGUGUCCCAAAAAAAAAAACGUACAAUUUUAAAACAUCUGUGCAUCAAGCUGAAGUUGAGCUCAUUGAUACGAGAACCUGUAAUCGGAGAGGCUGGUAUAAUGGCCAUGUUAAUGACAACAUGAUUUGUGCAGGAGUUGACCAAGGUGGAGUUGACACAUGUCAGGGUGACAGCGGUGGCCCUCUACAGUGUUACAGUGAAGACCUGGAGAGAUUUUACCUUUAUGGUGUGACAAGUCAUGGAGAGGAUUGUGCAUUGCCAAGGAAACCUGGCAUAUAUACUCGAGCUAGCCGGUACACAGUCUGGCUGAGAAGAACUCAAGCAAGAUCUGUAUCUGGUGCCACAGUCAUGGAUCUGUCAGUUUUAAAAUUAAUCUCAGUUCUGUUUUUCUCUGCAUACAGUAUAUGUGCAUAUUAGCAUUAGUACACUGUCUGUUAUACUGUAACGUCACUCUGGGCUGGUCUCCAGUAAUUUUAAUAAAGCCACUCUCAAAAUACUUUAUAGGCUACAUUAUUUUUCAUAUUUAGUUUUGCAUACAACAAAUGCAAGCAGAAAGAAAAACUUUACAAUUCUAGGAGUAAGUCACUUUACAACAUUUUUAUCAUCAGGGAAAUGGUUAAAAUAUUUCGUUUGUCAUAUUUGCAUUUUUCAUUUUCAGCUGACAUGCUUCUAGGGCCAAGGCAUGCAAAGUAUCACAAUUAAUAUAUAGUCAAAUUUUCAUGCUUAAAAAAUUAACAAUUUCGAAAAAUGUCACGCUUUUGCUCAAUAUGCAGUGACAACAAGUGUUCAGCAGCCUAGCCAGUUUGUCAAUGAAAGAUCAACUGACAUCUGUUGUCCACCUACUGUAUCCAAAACAAAGCCUCUUAAACCAGUGCAACCAGUCUUAUCCACCUUGUUCCUGAAGGCAGAAGUGUUCCACGAUUCGCCUGUUUUCAAUUUCCGGUGUUUUCACUGCCUUCGCCGUAUAUUCUUAGCGUGUAAUUUGAUGUUUAGAGUAUUACAUGUGCAAAAAAUGGUCCAAAAAUAAUUUGGCUGUAUAGUGCCGAUACGUCACAGAGUUGAGAUGACCGUGUUUUAUUGAUAGUGCCUCAUCUGAGUGUGUAGAUUGUCCGAGCUUAGUUACGGUGAUAUCAUUAACUACUUUGAGUUGUUAUGACAGCCAACAGCAGCACAAGUUGAGCCUGAAAUUAAUUUUUACUCAAAAAUAAAUAAAUAAAAUAAAAAUAAAAAUAGUGGUUGUUCUCCGUCUGAAUCGCUCGUUUCGGUAGUUUUUACAUUGCGUCUCGAGACCACAAACAAGAAAAACAGGCCAUUAUAAUCAACUGAAUCGAUAGGGAACUGUUGGAUAGUAAUUUAGAAAAGUGACCGUUAUCAAAGUGCUGGGUUUGCUUCACGAGCACCACGUGGCUUACGUCAUCGAAAUUCGAAUUCAAAAGUUUUAGACCGUUAUACAAACGACGCCUCUUUCAUUUUUCCAGUCAGAACGUACUGAUAAAAGUCACCAAAUCUGCUCUUAACUAACUAAACACCAACGUACGCUGCGAUGAACAAUGGCGCCAAAAUUCUCCUUGUUCUGGCCGUUUUGUGGUGGGGGGUGAUGGUUUAUUUCGCCAUAGUGGAGGAGAAGAAAGAGAAUCUACAGCAACAAGAGAUAAAGUGUGGUGAGAGGCCUGAGAGAACGGACAAAAUGCGAGUGACCCGGAUGAUCAGAGGUGAGAAUGUGAGUGUGGGUGUUUGGCCAUGGCACGUGUCCAUACUCUACCAGCCCAAUUCAUCAGU
Myxocyprinus asiaticus (Chinese sucker) is the source of this 2226-nucleotide messenger RNA. Its product is annotated as acrosin. The transcript is spliced from 5 exons. Gene Ontology annotation, molecular function: serine-type endopeptidase activity. NCBI's taxonomy places the organism in Eukaryota, Metazoa, Chordata, Actinopteri, Cypriniformes, Catostomidae. The record is from RefSeq and is a predicted model, not a curated record. Gene Ontology annotation, biological process: proteolysis. The coding region runs from base 1 to 864 and encodes 287 amino acids.